AUGGCCGACGGCAGCCUCGGCUUUGUGGCUGCAGGGCCAUCUCUACCACCUACCGCCAGAGCUCCCCAUGCAGCCCAAACAUCCAAGCCCGAGCUGCGUCGGCAGCCUUCUGGCCUUGCGCUGGGAGCUGCCGCAAGCUUCUGCUUGGCGACACUUCGGCGUCGCGACAGGCGCGGUGCUGCCAGAGGGCGCAUGCAAAGCCACGCAGAGUUAGGGAGCCGGGAGACGCCGGCUCCUCAUGACCUCUUGCUGCGGGUGGCGCGGGGUGAGCCGGGGGACCACACCCCUGUGUGGCUAAUGCGCCAAGCUGGGCGCUACAUGAAGGACUUUCGGAAGUACUCGGAGAGGUAUCCUUUCAGGCAGCGCUCAGAAACCCCGGACAUGGCUAUCGAACUCUCGCUGCAGUGCUGGCGGCAGUAUGGCAUGGAUGGGGUCAUUGUCUUCUCGGACAUCCUGACGCCGUUGCCAGCCAUGGGCAUUAGCUUCGAUGUCGUGCGCGGUAGGGGCCCCAUUGUGCUCGGCGACCUGGCGCGCACCUUGGAGGACCGUCUGCAAGGGGGCCCCGAUCAGAUCAGGGAAGUCUCCAGCCCCGAGGGCUUCAAAGAGAGCCACGGCUUCUUGAAAGAGACGCUCCAGGCGCUGCGGAGCGAAACGGAGAAGAAGUGCAGCUUGCUAGGUUUCGUUGGGGCGCCAUGGACCCUUGCUGCCUAUGCAGUCGAGGCAGGUGGUACGAAAGAGGCGGCUGUCUUCAAGAAGUGGAUGUUUAGCAAGCCUGAGGUGGUGGAUGAGUUUCUCCGUCGGAUGACGGUGACCAUCAGCAACUAUGCCAUCUACCAGGUUGAGAGUGGCGCGCAGUGCAUCCAGAUCUUUGAUUCGUGGGCGCAUUGCCUGACGCCCGAGCUUUGGAGACGUUUUGCUGCACCUUGCGUGAAGCAGGUAGCAGCAACCUUGCGACAGGCUUGCCCAGACGUGCCCAUCAUCUACUUUGCAAAUGGUGGCUCAUCCUACUUGAGGGACCAGGUCACUGCGCUGGCUGGCCACAUAGAUGUCCUUGGCAUAGAUGGGCACAUGCGCUUGGAUGAGGCAGCGAAGAUCGUAGAUGGCACAGGGCUUAUUCUGCAAGGAAAUGUGGAUCCCUACAUUCUGCGGUAUGGCAGCGAGUCCGAAGUGCGACAGGCGGUCCGAGACUCGAUCGAUGCAGUCGGUGGGCCCGGAAGGCACAUCCUGAAUCUUGGCCACGGAGUCCUUCAGGGAACUCCGGAGGAGAAUGUCCUGUACUUCGUCGAGGAAUCCCAAGCAUACCGUGGCACAUCCGAGGAGUACUCCUCGGCAGAGAAAGAGUUGUUGGCCGCGUAG
Molecule: messenger RNA, 1356 nt
Organism: Symbiodinium natans
Lineage: Eukaryota; Dinophyceae; Suessiales; Symbiodiniaceae
Source: the annotation of a GenBank genome assembly